AUGAAUAACGGUGAGAUCAGUGGGCCAAGAGGUAGAGGCCGCGGAUGGCAGCAACCCGAAAAUCAACCACGGGAGCUCCGGCGGCCUAGGAUUGUUACUGAGGACCCAAAAGUUACAGCCGAACCUCCCAAAUCUACAUUGUCCGCUGAUGCCAAGGAAUGGUAUCCACCUAACUACACUCCACAUGCCGUGCCCACGUACCACCUAGACCCUGCGCCAUAUCGACCACCCCGAUUUUCUGUGCAAGACCGACUUCGUCAGGCUCAAGAUCAAGACCCAUACAGCCUUGAGGAAAUGUCUUAUUCACUAGAAGAAGUUGAAAAUACAGAUUUGAGGGAAAACAUAGCCAACUUGAUAGCAGUCAUGUGUGAGAUAACAUUUGAUCCUGGCAAGUUUGAUACAUUGUGUGGCCCCCUGGUUGAUGCCUUCGCAUCCACCCUGCAUGAUGUCAGCUACACUAGGCCUCUAGUUGAAGCUAUUGUAAAUCAGUCAAUAGGCGAGCCUAACUUCCGCUAUAACGGUGCGCGACUUUGUUCAAUGUACGAUUCUGUGUCGCCGCCGGAGGAGUCAACUUUCCGUGCGUGCUUAUUGGAGCGGUGUUCCACUGAGGAGAACAAGAUUAUUAGUGGUCUGGAGACUUCAGAAGAAAACAUGCGUGGUUUUGCCAUGUUUCUUGCUGAGAUUUAUACCCAACUGGAGGAUAGCCAGGGAGGAAGAGUGAAGUCUUUGGGAGAAAGUUUGUGCAAAGUGCUACUGCACUUGCUUGACACUGACAAAGAAGUGAAUAUCAAGGCUGUAUGUCAACUCUUAAAGCUGUCGGGUAUCGCUCUCGACGCAGACUGUCCGUCCGGCAUGCACGCGGCCUUCGAGCGACUGAAGCGGCGUGGCGGGCUGCCGUGCGUGCGGACCGUCGUGGCCCUUCGCGCCGCUCGCUGGGGUCUGGCCGAGCCCGAGCCGCCCGUGCAGCCGCCGCCCGACCUGCGCCGACGCAUCCUUUACGUGAACGGCGAAGUAGAGAGCGGCUCCAGCGACGGCGGCUACCUGGCGGAUGGACACACGCUCACAGCCGAGGAGCGCGCCUUCCUGCAGAGCAACCUGCCGCCCGGCAAGAACGUCGCCUUGGACGAAGACAUACUGGAAGAGCUGGAGAACGACGCUUGGGACACUGGUAUGGACGCCGAAAUGCAAGCCGGCUUCCUCGAGUUUCUCAAGAUGUCCAAUCAAAUUAAGCGAUAA
Messenger RNA from Arctia plantaginis, 1236 nucleotides. NCBI's taxonomy places the organism in Eukaryota, Metazoa, Arthropoda, Insecta, Lepidoptera, Erebidae. The record is from the annotation of a GenBank genome assembly.